Messenger RNA from Knipowitschia caucasica, 378 nucleotides. Lineage: Eukaryota; Metazoa; Chordata; Actinopteri; Gobiiformes; Gobiidae. The record is from the annotation of a GenBank genome assembly.
AUGCUGUGCACCAAGGACAGGCUGUGCGCCACUUCAAAAAGGGUCAUUAGCAUAAAAAACAGCUCGUUACGGAGUGACCUCGGCGCGCACAGGAACGAGCGCAGGUUCAUCAUUAAUGGCUCUGUCCACAGCAGAGAGGCCGCAGUCAAGGCUUCGCUUGAGCUGCCUCUAAACGCGCCCACAAUCAGUGCGGCUCUCCAGCCCAUUCAUCUCCCCACGCGCUCCUGCCUCGCCGCGGUGAACAUGUCCAGCCGUCCCAGAGACCGCCACGCGCACCGAGCCGAUCAAUGCGUUGCGCACCGCCCCGAUCAAUGUGCCGAGCGGGUGGCGGCCACAGCAACUCCCCCUGUUUGUGUUUGUGAGGAGGGCCGUGUGUAA